CCGCCGUGUUGCCAAACAAGCAACCCACUACCGCUCCCAUCACCACCACCACCAGCCGACGUCUCGACCGGUCGUGGACAGACCAUCAGGUGUAUACACAUUCGUUCGGGCGUGGAGAGUCGUGGACAGUCGCGCAUCGGCGUGGAAGCGAGAUUUUCACGGUUCAGUCGGAAACAUCCAGGGCCGCCGCCAAUCAGCGCCGCCAAUCGAGGAGACGCACGCAUUGGCGCACUCUUUUGCCCCAACGCGCGUUCUGUACCUUCGUUCUCCCAGCAACAGCGAAGCAUCAGCCUCUCUCCUUCCUUGCACACAGCACCAUCGCUCUUUCCUGGAACCACACUCCACCACCUCCACCACCGCAGCAGUGCGGCAUCUCUCUGUUAUUUCGUCGACUUCGCAACGGCAGGACCUGCUCGCUGUCGCCCUCGUUUGACUUGCUCCUGCUCGUGUCUGGGAUUCCGAUCGUGGACUCCACCAACGCUCGCUCCAUUUCUGCCCGCCACUCCCGAUCAACACACACACGGCAGACCGCUCGCUCGUCAACAGCACCACCCUCUACAAUACGGCUACAGACCCAUAAUCGCGAGCACGCGGCACCGCUCUCCCCCAAUUGCAGUGCCCAUGCUGCACGUUUGAACAGUAAUAUCUAAUCCGACAUCCUCCGCCCAUCAUGGCGCAGCCCCACCAGGGAGCUUACGAUGAUGGCUACGGUGCUCAACACCCACACGACCCUCAUGCAGCGCAAGAUGGGUACUACCAAGACGGCCAGGCGUACUAUGACCAACAUGGUGCCGCGUACGGCCAGGGCCAGCACGAUGGCUACUACGACGACAAUGGAUACUAUCAGGCCCAGCCUGGCCAAGAAGGGUACGCGCAAGACGGAUACUACGAUGCCCCUGGUCAACAAGGUUAUCAAGACGAGUACUACAACGACCAGUACUACGACCAGGGAGCUCCAGCUGCAGGCCAGUAUCAGCAACAAGGUCGCGCGUACGCAGGCCAGCGUAGGAGCGGUCGACGCGGUCACGACUCAGAAGAAGACUCCGAGACCUUUAGCGACUUUACCAUGAGAUCAGACAUGGCUCGCGCUGCGGAAAUGGACUACUACGGGCGUGGCGAUGAGCGCUACAACUCGUAUGGCGAUGGCACGGGACGAGGUUACCGUCCACCAUCAUCGCAAGUGUCCUAUGGUGGCAACCGCUCCUCGGGCGCGUCAACACCGGUAUACGGUAUGGACUACACGAGUGCUUUGCCAGCUGGCCAACGGUCUAGAGAGCCAUAUCCAGCCUGGACCUCGGACGCACAGAUUCCACUCUCCAAGGAGGAGAUUGAAGACAUCUUCCUCGAUUUGACUGCAAAGUUUGGUUUCCAGCGUGACAGUAUGCGAAACAUGUUCGACCACUUGAUGACCCUCCUCGAUUCUCGCGCCUCCCGCAUGUCGCCCAAUCAGGCACUCCUCUCGUUGCACGCCGACUACAUUGGCGGUGAGAACGCCAAUUUCAGACGGUGGUACUUCGCCGCUCACCUCGAUCUCGACGACGCUGUUGGCUUCGCAAACAUGAAGCUCGGAAAGGCGAAUAGAGCGACCAGAAAGGCGCGCAAGGCCGCAAAGAAGAAGAAGGACGCCAACCCUGAGAAUGAAGAGGCGACUCUGGAGAGUCUCGAGGGUGACAACAGCUUGGAAGCCGCCGAAUACCGCUGGAAGACACGUAUGAACCGCAUGUCUCAGCACGACCGGACCCGACAGAUUGCGUUGUACCUCCUCUGUUGGGGCGAAGCCAACCAAGUGCGUUAUAUGCCUGAGAUCAUGGCCUUCAUCUUCAAGUGCGCAGAUGAUUUCUACCAUUCUCCCGCAUGCCAGAACCGUGUCGAGCCAGUCGAGGAGUUCACGUACUUGAACAAGUGCAUCACACCAUUGUACACCUACUGCAGAGACCAAGGAUACGAGAUCUACGAGGGCAAGUACGUCCGCAAGGAGCGUGAUCACCAAAAGGUCAUUGGCUACGAUGACAUGAACCAGCUCUUCUGGUAUCCCGAAGGUAUCGAGCGCAUCGUUUUUGAGGAUAAGACCCGCCUUGUCGAUCUGCCACCUGCGGAGCGGUACGAGCGUCUCGGUGACGUUAUCUGGAAGAAGGCCUUCUUCAAGACGUACAAGGAGACACGUUCUUGGUUCCACAUGUUGACCAAUUUCAAUCGUAUCUGGAUUAUCCACGUUUGUGUCUUCUGGUUCUACACUGCAUUCAACUCGCCAACUCUGUACACCGCCAACUAUCAGCAACAGCUCAACAAUAAGCCCCACGGCGCCGCUCAGUGGUCUGCUGUCGCUCUUGGUGGUACUCUCGGUUGUCUUAUUCAAAUCCUGGCUACUCUGGUAGAAUGGAUGUACGUUCCACGACGAUGGGCCGGCGCACAGCACUUGACCAAGCGCCUGUUUUUCCUCCUGGGCAUGUUUGUUCUCAACCUCGCUCCCGCUGUCUACAUCUUUGGCAUCAACCAAAAAGGCAAGAUUGCCCUUAUCUUGGGUGUUGUCCAAUUCUUGAUCGCCUUGGGCACUGUCUUCUUCUUCGCCAUCAUGCCUCUUGGUGGACUGUUCGGAAGCUACCUGAAUGGUAAGCGACGACAGUACGUGUCUUCUCAAACCUUUACAGCCAGCUAUCCUCGUCUGGAAGGCAAUGACAUGUGGAUGUCGUACGGUAUGUGGGUUUUGGUCUUUGCGGCGAAGCUUGCUGAGUCUUACUUCUUCCUGACUCUCUCGUUCCGUGACCCUAUCCGCAUCUUGUCGACCAUGGACAUCCAGAACUGUCUCGGAGACCAGAUCAUCGGCACAAUCCUGUGUUACCAUCAGCCAACAGUACUUCUCAUUCUGAUGUACUUCACUGACCUGAUCCUCUUCUUCUUGGACACUUACCUCUGGUAUGUUAUUUGGAACUGCGUCUUCUCCGUGGCACGAUCUUUCUAUCUUGGUGUGUCUAUCUGGACGCCAUGGAGAAACAUCUUCUCUCGCCUGCCGAAGCGUAUUUACUCGAAGAUCCUGGCCACCACCGACAUGGAGAUCAAGUACAAGCCCAAGGUCCUCAUUUCGCAGAUCUGGAACGCUAUCGUCAUUUCCAUGUACCGCGAGCAUUUGUUGGCCAUUGAUCACGUCCAGAAGCUCCUCUACCACCAGGUUCCAUCCGAGCAGGAGGGCAAGCGCACUCUUCGCGCUCCCACCUUCUUUGUGUCUCAAGAAGACCACUCCUUCAAGACUGAAUUCUUCCCAUCGCAAUCUGAGGCUGAGCGUCGUAUCUCUUUCUUUGCCCAGUCUCUGUCGACGCCAAUCCCGGAGCCAUUGCCAGUGGACAACAUGCCAACCUUUACGGUCAUGAUUCCCCACUACGGCGAGAAGAUCUUGCUGUCCCUCCGAGAGAUUAUUCGUGAAGACGAGCCAUAUUCCCGAGUCACCAUGUUGGAAUACCUCAAGCAAUUGCACCCUCACGAGUGGGAUUGCUUCGUGAAGGACACCAAGAUUCUCGCUGACGAGACCUCGCAAUUCAACGGCGACUACGAGAAGAAUGAGAAGGAUACGCAGAAGAGCAAGAUUGACGACCUGCCAUUCUACUGCAUUGGUUUCAAGUCUGCUGCGCCAGAAUACACUCUUCGCACACGUAUCUGGGCCUCCCUGCGCUCGCAGACUCUCUACCGCACCAUCUCUGGUUUCAUGAACUACAGCCGCGCCAUCAAGCUGCUGUACCGCGUCGAGAAUCCCGAAGUCGUCCAGAUGUUCGGUGGCAACUCUGACAAGCUCGAGCGCGAGCUCGAGCGCAUGGCUCGUCGCAAGUUCAAGAUUGUUGUCUCCAUGCAGCGCUACGCCAAAUUCUCCAAGGAGGAACGCGAGAACGCAGAGUUCCUCCUGCGCGCCUACCCUGAUCUCCAGAUUGCCUAUCUCGACGAAGAGCCUGCCACCCAAGAGGGCGAGGACCCCAGACUCUUUUCUGCUCUCAUCGAUGGUCACUCUGAGCUUAUGGAGAAUGGCAUGCGUCGUCCCAAGUUCCGUGUCAUGCUUUCCGGUAACCCAAUUCUUGGUGAUGGAAAGUCUGACAACCAGAAUCACUGCCUGAUCUUCUACCGUGGAGAGUACAUUCAGCUCAUCGAUGCCAACCAGGACAACUACCUCGAAGAGUGCUUGAAGAUUCGAUCUGUGCUUGCUGAGUUUGAGGAGAUGACUACUGAUAAUGUCUCGCCAUACACUCCUGGUCUGCCACCUACCAAGUUCAACCCUGUUGCCAUUCUCGGAGCUCGUGAGUACAUUUUCUCUGAGAACAUCGGUAUUCUCGGUGAUGUUGCUGCUGGAAAGGAGCAGACAUUCGGUACCCUGUUCGCUCGUACUCUGGCCCAAAUCGGUGGUAAGCUUCAUUACGGUCACCCGGAUUUCCUGAACGGUAUCUUCAUGACUACUCGUGGUGGUGUCUCCAAGGCUCAGAAGGGUCUUCACUUGAACGAAGAUAUCUACGCCGGUAUGAACGCCAUCCUCCGUGGUGGUCGCAUCAAGCACUGCGAGUACUACCAGUGUGGCAAGGGUCGUGAUCUUGGUUUUGGAUCGAUUCUGAACUUCACCACCAAGAUUGGUACUGGUAUGGGAGAGCAAAUGUUGUCUCGCGAGUACUACUAUCUCGGAACCCAACUGCCUUUGGACCGCUUCCUGUCAUUCUACUACGCCCAUCCCGGUUUCCACAUCAACAACUUGUUCGUCAUGUUGUCGGUGCAGCUCUUCAUGUGGUGCUUGCUCAACCUGGGUGCCCUCCGACACGAGACCAUUGCUUGCCGAUACAACCGCGAUGUGCCCAUCACCGAUCCGCUCUUCCCCACUGGUUGCGCUAACAUCGUUCCUAUCAUGGACUGGGUACAGCGUUGCAUUGUCUCCAUCUUCAUCGUGUUCUUCAUCUCCUUCGUGCCUCUCACGAUUCAAGAAUUGACGGAACGUGGGUUCUGGCGUGCGGCAACUCGUCUGGCAAAGCACUUCUCCUCGCUGUCUCCUCUCUUCGAGGUGUUCGUCACCCAGAUCUACGCCUACUCGCUGCAGCAAGAUUUGUCUUUUGGAGGCGCUCGCUACAUUGGUACCGGUCGUGGUUUUGCCACCGCCCGUAUGCCAUUCGGUGUGCUCUACUCGCGAUUCGCAGGUCCUUCCAUCUACCUGGGUGCCCGACUUCUGAUGAUGCUGCUCUUCGGUACCUUGACGGUCUGGGGUUACUGGCUGCUUUGGUUCUGGGUGUCUCUCCUGGCGCUCUGCAUUUCGCCUUUCCUGUUCAACCCUCACCAGUUCGCUUGGGCCGACUUCUUCAUCGACUACCGCGAGUUCCUCCGCUGGUUGUCUCGCGGCAACACCAAGGCACACUCGGCGUCCUGGAUCGGAUUCGUCCGUCUGUCGCGUACUCGUCUCACGGGUUUCAAGCGCAAGGCACUCGGAGAGCCAUCGGCCAAACUCUCUGGCGACACACCUCGUUCCAAGUUUACCAACGUGUUCUUUAGUGAGAUCGUUGGCCCACUUGUGCUGGUCGCUGUCACCCUGAUCCCAUAUCUGUUUAUUAAUGCCGGUGUGGGAGUCAUUCCGAGCAACAAUACCGAUGGACAGAAUCUCAAGGCCACCAGCUCGCUGAUUCGUGUUGCAAUCUGCGCCUUUGGCCCCAUCGGUGUCAACGCUGGUGUCGCUGGUGGCUUCUUCGCCAUGGCUUGUUGUAUGGGUCCAGUGCUUAGCAUGUGCUGCAAGAAGUUUGGUGCCGUCCUGGCUGGUAUCGCUCACGCCAUUGCUGUCAUCAUGCUGUUGGUCUUCUGGGAAGUCAUGUUCUUCCUCGAGAGCUGGAGCUUCGUCAAGGCUCUUCUGGGCAUGAUCGCAGUCGUUGCGAUUCAACGCUUCAUCUUCAAGCUCAUCAUCGCCCUUGCUCUGACAAGAGAAUUCCGCGCCGACACAUCCAACAUAGCAUGGUGGACCGGAAAGUGGUAUGCUCUUGGAUGGCACACACUUUCGCAGCCUGGCCGUGAAUUCCUCUGCAAGAUCACCGAGAUGGGUUUCUUUGCUGCGGACUUUUGCUUGGGACACGUACUCUUGUUCUUCAUGCUGCCAGCCCUCCUUGUUCCUUACAUUGACAAGUUCCACUCUGUCAUGCUCUUCUGGCUCAGGCCCAGUCGUCAAAUUCGACCUCCCAUCUACUCUCUCAAGCAAUCGAAACUUCGACGGAGACGUGUCAUUCGCUACGCGAUUCUCUACUUCUCCAUGUUUGUUCUGUUCAUCAUCUUGAUGGUCGGACCGGUCAUUGCCAAGAAGUUGAUUGACAUCCCGAAGAUCGACAUCAUGGAACUCCAGCAGCCAUCUGACUGGAACAACAAUGACACCACGAACUCCCAGACGGGUACCGCCCUCGGCUCCGGAGCCAGACCGACGGCCAGACCAUCGGCUACUCGUGAAGCAUCGAGGAUGAUGGCGAGGAUGAUGAUGGAUGCUUACCAGCAAAUGUAGAGACUGCGAAAAAGCAUCUUUUUGACGACACGGCCGAGCAGAGAAUUAUCACUCCCAGAUUGCACGUUAACUAGACCCGCUGCCUGGACACGACACGACGUUCUGUCGUGGAGUUGUCUCAUGUACCAACAGCAUCAUGAGGAGCGGGAAGACGCUCUACCAUCGUCGCCCAUGGGCGAGUUGCGGGUGGAUGAUGGGAGCAACUGUAUUUCACAUUAUACAUGGAAUGAAUUUGGCGCAUACAGAUGGCAUGGGUGAGGCGCAACAUACAUGAUGUUUUGUUCAUCACUGCUCUUCAAAUAGUUUGCCUGUGGAUGGGCUGCUCCGUUGCGAUGGGAGUAAGAACAUUGCAAGCAGGAUCAAUGUUUGUUGAUAAGAAAAAAAUUCAGAAGUAUCAGUUUUCGGC
Molecule: messenger RNA, 6896 nt
Organism: Sphaerulina musiva SO2202
Lineage: Eukaryota; Fungi; Ascomycota; Dothideomycetes; Mycosphaerellales; Mycosphaerellaceae
Product: glycosyltransferase family 48 protein
Exons: 3
Coding region: 671-6490 (1939 amino acids)
Biological process (GO): (1->3)-beta-D-glucan biosynthetic process; fungal-type cell wall polysaccharide biosynthetic process
Cellular component (GO): plasma membrane; 1,3-beta-D-glucan synthase complex
Molecular function (GO): 1,3-beta-D-glucan synthase activity
Source: RefSeq, a predicted model, not a curated record